Messenger RNA from Aaosphaeria arxii CBS 175.79, 1998 nucleotides. Its product is annotated as DNA topoisomerase 3-beta. Lineage: Eukaryota; Fungi; Ascomycota; Dothideomycetes; Pleosporales. The transcript is spliced from 5 exons. Gene Ontology annotation, biological process: DNA topological change. The record is from RefSeq and is a predicted model, not a curated record. Gene Ontology annotation, cellular component: nucleus. Bases 1 to 1998 code for a protein of 665 amino acids. Gene Ontology annotation, molecular function: DNA binding; DNA topoisomerase type I (single strand cut, ATP-independent) activity.
AUGGGAAGGAUACUGUGCGUGGCAGAGAAGCCUUCGAUAGCUAAGGCAGUGGCAAACCAUCUGGGUGGACAAGUUCGAGCGGAAAGCAUCCGCGGCACCCAAUACAUCAAGAACUACAAAUUUGACUACAACUUCCAACGCUGGGGCGAGUCCUCCGUGACGUUCACUUGCGUGGCAGGCCAUGUCCAGCAGCAAGAGUUUACCGACCGCUACCGCAAAUGGCAUGCCUGCCAACCGUCGGAUUUGUUCGACGCCCCUAUUCACACGUUUGUCGCUGAGAGCAAGAAGGCGAUAGCCGCCAACAUCGAACAGCAAGCUAGAUAUGCCAACGUGCUAUUCAUAUGGACCGAUUGCGAUCGCGAGGGCGAGCACAUUGGAACCGAAAUACGAGAAAUCGCAUUGAAGGCGAACAGGAACCUUGAAGUCGUGCGAGCAAAGUUCAGCAACAUCGAACGAGCACACAUCAUCGCUGCCGCCCGCAACCCCGUUCCACUGGACCAGGCACAAGCCAAUGCCGUCUCCGCACGCAUCGAACUGGAUCUCCGCCUGGGAGCAGCAUUCACGCGCAUGCAGACGCUGUCACUGCAAAACAUGAUCCCACAGCAGGGCGAGGAACGUGGCAAACUCAUCAGCUACGGCUCGUGCCAAUUCCCGACCCUCGGCUUCGUCGUGGACCGCUAUCUGCGGGUUCGAAACUUCGUGCCGGAGCCCUUCUGGUACAUCAAAGUCGUGCACGAGAAGGACGACAUCAACGUGAAGUUCUCCUGGCGACGAGGCCACCUAUUCGACCGGAUGGCCGUGACGAUAAUCUACGAGCGAUGCCUCAUCUCGAAGACCGCCAAAGUCACCAAGAUGCAGACGAAGCCGACCAAGAAGUGGAAGCCGCUCCCACUCACGACGGUCGAGCUCCAGAAGAUGGGCAGUCGCUUCCUCAACAUGACGAGCCAGGAGGUCAUGAACGUCGCGGAGCACCUCUACACGCAGGGCUGGAUCAGCUACCCGCGCACGGAGACGGACCAGUUCGACGCGGGGAUGGACCUGCGCGCGCUGGUGCAGAAGCAGGUUCAAGACAGUCAAUGGGGCGGGUUUGCACAGGGGCUCGUGAACGGCGGGUUCAGCCAGCCUCGCGACGGCCGCAACAACGACAAGGCGCAUCCUCCGAUCCACCCGGUCAACUACGUGGUCCCGAGCACGCUGAACGAGCAGCAGAGGAAGGUGUACCAGUUCGUCGUACGUAGGUUCCUGGCCUGUUGCUCGGAGGACGCGGUGGGCGAGGCUACGGAUAUUGAGAUUGAGUAUGGGGGGGAGACGUUCCACGCUCACGGCCUCACGGUCAUUGCACGCAACUAUCUAGACGUCUAUCCUUUCGACAAGUGGGAGAGCAGCCAGAAUCUGCCGCAAUAUACGGUUGGCGAGACGUUUGAGCCGAAUGAGGCGACUAUGCACGACGGGAAGACGUCGUCUCCAACCUACCUGACCGAGCCUGAGCUCAUUGCCCUCAUGGAUGCGAAUGGGAUAGGCACAGAUGCCACGAUGGCAGAGCACAUUGCCAAGAUCAAGGAGCGCGAAUACGUGAUUUCUAGAACGAAAGGCGGAGGUGGUGGUGCAACUACAGCAAGCACUCGAGGGGGAGCAGCAGCAGGCAGAGGCCGCGGGAGGGGGAGAGGAGGACGUGGUGGACGAGGAGGUGCAGCAGCUCAGAGUGGUGGAGCAUCAGGCGGAAGUGGUACCGGCGGAGUGCAGGAAUUCAUUCCGACGACGCUCGGAAUCGCUCUGAUCGAAGGAUACGACAACGUGGGGAUCGAAACGAGCCUCAGCAAGCCGUUCCUACGCAAAGAGAUGGAAGUCCAAAUGAAGGCCAUCUGCGAAGGCCGCAGCACGCGGAACGACGUGGUGCAGCAGAACCUGGAUCAGUACCGAGCGAUGUUCAAUCGGACGACGCAACAGAUCAAUGUGCUCAAGGCUGUAAGCAUUUCCCCCCUCGCACUUCUCUCGUAG